GUUGACUAUUUAGUAAUGUGACAGCUCAAGGCAUGUUCUAUGGUGUUGCUUUUAACAGGGGAUCUUAUAAUCAACACAUGCACCUAGAAGCUGACAACCUGGAGUAACAAUUAUUAUUGGUUUGGCUGAUGAGGAUAGUGGACAAUGUGAUGUCAAAAAUAACACAAUAACGAGCCAUUAUCUGUGUCAACCAAGCAGUUAAUAGAAGUUGUAUAUGUAAGGCUAUUAUAGAUCUAUGAGUAAAGUAAAGUUAGUGAGUAAAGUAAAGUUCAACCAUUCCUAGUGAAGAUUCUGUCGAGUUUAGACUAUGGCUAGCUCACAAAGUUUGUGUUGCAUGUUCCUAUUGUCUGUCCUCCUUCAUAUAUCACUUGGAGCUAGUGAUGAAUUGAUCCCACCCUGGAUAGCAGUAAGUGCAAUGGUCUUGUAUCAGCUGUAUCUAUAUAAUAGUUAGACACUUUUUUGGAGAUGUCUAUAUGGGAUUUAGAAGUCCAAAGGCACUGACUUAGGUGCUACAAGUGGCUGAAGGCUUCUAAUCACAUAUAUAUAGAAACUGACAAAACAGUGUCUAGAUGCUAUAUGCGCAUGCACAAACCUUGCCUCCGAGGCUUGGCUAUACAAUUACUUGACAACGGAAUGCUAGGUGUACUAAGUAAAUUGGUAUACUAGUACAGUAGACUCUCGCUAUUCCGGCUCUCUGAAAUGCGGCCACCUCGAUAUACCGGCCAUUUGGUUUGGCACGGAAUGCUAGCUAUAUGUUUUCUGCACAAAACUCGACCUGAAGUACGGCCACUCGCUAUUCCGUUUACCGGCCAGUGCUGGCUGUCCCAAACCUGAUUUUUAUACUCAUAUUACGGCCGGAUAUGACGUUUUGGGUGUGGUUUGGAUAAUUCUGUAGUCUUAGAUGUAGAAGGCUCUAGCUCCUCUCGCCCAGCCCCUGGCCCUCACUCUAGCCACAAACACAAGAGGAAUGACUUGUCUCUAAAGAUGAGGUUUGAAGUGAUACAAGCUGUCGAAAAAGAACCAAAGAUUGGAACAAGAAAGUUGGCAGAAACUUUUAAGUGUGGUAGGACACAAAUACAAUUAAUCCUAAAGAAUAAGGAUCAUAUCAAAGAUUUGUAUUUUUCCAAUGUUAAUAGCAAUCGUGCUCAAUGUCAGAAGAGAACAAGAAAAUCUGAAUAUGCUGACAUCAAUGAGGCACUCUUGGAGUGGUAUCAGCUUGCAAUUUCCAGAAACAUUUUCCCUGAUGGAACGAUUUUGACGGAGAAAGCCAUUCAGAUUGCUGAACGACUAGGUUUCGAUAAUUUUACAGCCUCUAGUGGUUGGCUCACUAGAUGGAAAGCUCGAAAUAGCAUAAAACAGAGGAUUAUUAGUGGUGAGUCUGGAGAUGUCAGGAGUGACACUGUAGAAUCUUGGUUCGAGCGUAUACCAUGUGUCGUCGAAGGUUAUGAACCUAGAGAUAUCUGGAACUGUGAUGAAACAGGAUUGUUCUGGAGAGCACUUCCUGACAAAGGCCUGGCCGUAAAGAAUCAAGAAUGCAAAGGUGGUAAGGAGUCAAAAUUGCGCAUUACAGCAUUGUUUUUUGUUAAUGCCCUAGGGGAAUCCGAGAGUCCUCCCAUUGUAAUUUGGAAGUCAGAGAACCCUAGAUGCUUCAAAGGUAUAGAUAAAUCGAAAUUGCCUGUUUGGUAUUACGCACAAAAAAAGUCAUGGAUGAACAGUGAAAUCUUACAUGACAUUCUGAUAGAAACUAUUACGAGUCAAGAGAUCAGUUUUGCUGCUUAUGGACAAUGCAGGGUGUCAUCCACCAAAUGUUGUUGAUAAAUACAGUAAUAUUAAAGUUGUUUUUCUUCCUGCCAACACAACUUCAAAACUGCAGCCGUUAGAUCUUGGAAUCAUCAUGAAUUUUAAAACAUGCUAUAGAAAACUGUUCAUGCGAUACAUUGUUACGAAAAUUGACAAA
Messenger RNA from Halichondria panicea, 1957 nucleotides. Its product is annotated as tigger transposable element-derived protein 6-like. Lineage: Eukaryota; Metazoa; Porifera; Demospongiae; Suberitida; Halichondriidae. The transcript has a single exon. The record is from RefSeq and is a predicted model, not a curated record. The coding region runs from base 985 to 1815 and encodes 276 amino acids. Gene Ontology annotation, molecular function: DNA binding. Gene Ontology annotation, cellular component: nucleus.